This is a messenger RNA of Diplodia corticola, 1935 nucleotides long. Its product is annotated as universal stress protein. Bases 1 to 1935 code for a protein of 644 amino acids. NCBI's taxonomy places the organism in Eukaryota, Fungi, Ascomycota, Dothideomycetes, Botryosphaeriales, Botryosphaeriaceae. The record is from RefSeq and is a predicted model, not a curated record. The transcript is spliced from 4 exons.
AUGUCGCUCGAAUCCGCGCUCGACGAGGAGCGUCGGGCCGUCAUGGACAUUCUGGAGGGGAUCAAUCGAGGGCGCGCGUCGCAUUCGCGAACGAGCAGCCCUGGCGGCACCCAGGUGAAGAGCAUGCUGGAUAUUGGCGACAAGCACACCGCCAAAUUCCUUCUCCCCUCGGACCAGGAGAAGGCCGAACAGCGCAAGAAGCGGGAGGAGGAGCUCAAAGCCUGGGGCGCCGCCAGAGCCUCUUCGCCGCAGACUGCGGGCGCGAGAGCCCGCAGCCCGUUGGCGGGCGAUCCCGAGGAUUCAUACCAGUUCAACAUGCUCCCCUCCAUUGAUUCCCGCGUGCCAAAGCGAGUGACACAGGGCGGGAAGAAAGGUAAGCAGCGCGCCAUGGCCAGCGUGUUUGGAUCCGGGCCAGGGAACAGUGGCGGCCGACGCAACUCCACGGGCAUCAUGGGAAAGAGCAAGUCCAAGUCCCCCGCUGCCCGGCUCCGGAAUGAUUCCCCCGGGAGAAUGUACCGCAACAGCAAUUUCAUGGUCGACCCAUCAAAGUACGUUACGGAAUCUGGAAGAUCCAUCGACAUGAACAGUGCAUAUCGCAGAUUGUCUGACGCGGCCCUCCUUCGCUCUGGUGGUAGCCUGGCAGCUUUGCCCUAUAGGAAAGGAUCCGAUCCCACGAGAGGCGAAUCUUCAAUCCCAGGUGGCGGUGUGCGCCUUGAGAAAGACUACUACGCAGACGACGACGACGACGCAAUCGAAAGCAGCGACGACGACGACUCGGAUCUUGAUUCUGGAGAUGAGGGCAGGGGCAGGAGACGCCGGAGAAGCUCCAACAACACAGACAUCAAGGAAGGACUGCCCAAGAGCUUGCUUGCAGCUGCCGAGGAGGACCGCAAAGCCUCUGGCGAGUACAGGGUCAGGUCCCUGCUGGAACCCACGGUCACAGUCACGGGUCCGAACGGCGAGAAGAUGUCACAGAAGAAGAAGGGCGUCCAUCCCACGACAAACUUCGAUGCAGGCGGAUCGGGCAUGUCGACGCCCAUGACAUCGGACACGGAGCAAGACAUUUCAGAGAUCAAACGCGCCCAACGAAUGGCUAUGACCAUGUCGCCAAUCCAUUCAACGCCCGCAGCUCAUCGCUGUAUCCGCCAGAUCAUCCGCGGUGACUACGCCGGAAUGCAAAGAGAAGCAGAGAGGGGCUUGCGUCGCCAACGCAUGUACCUUGUAGCUACCGAUCUCAGCGAGGAAGCAGCCUACGCGCUUGAAUGGACCAUUGGUACUGUCUUGCGCGAUGGUGACACGCUUCUUGCUGUGUAUGCUGUCGAUGAGGAAAUGGGUACUGGAGGCGAGUCCGGAGCGGUUGGCAUCGGCGAAGGCGCCCAGAUGAUGCGUGACACUGCCAGUCUUGUCAAGACUUUGUCGUCCAAUCAGCGUGUGAUCGAUGACGGACACUCGAAGUCAAAAAGCCGCCACCAGAGUAUCGGGCCGUCACCAUUGCAGCAGAGUUUCCGACCCCCGGACGAUAGCGAUGCAGAGCAGCAAGAGCCUGAUCUGGCAAAUAUGGACAAGUCCGAGCGUGAACGCUGGCAUGCUACGAUUGAGGUCAGCGAUCGCAUAGUCUCGCUUCUUCGGAAAACGAAGCUCCAAGUUCGAGCUGUCCUUGAAGUUUUCCACUGCAAGAGCCCGAAGCACAUGAUUACUGAAGUGAUCGAUUUCUUGGACCCCACACUUGUUAUUCUUGGAUCGCGAGGUCGCAGCGCGCUGAAGGGUGUCCUACUCGGCUCUUUCAGCAAUUACCUCGUCACCAAGUCGUCUGUGCCGGUCAUGGUAGCGCGGAAGCGACUGCGCAAGCACAGCAAGUACAAGCGCGGAAACCUGCGCUUGUCUAACGUGCUCUCGAAUCCUGCGUCGAGGUUGGCUUCUGCCAAGGUUGACUAA